AUGGCUCCUCGUCCCAAUCUCACUGGCUUCGACCCUCAAAAGUUCGCUGCUGCCUCUGGCCAGCCCCGAAACGACCCUUGGGCCAGAUACGAGGCCUGGAGAUACACCGGCCCCUUCUCGCGCUGGAACAGAUUCAAGGGCUCCUUCCCCGGUCUCGGUAUCGCCACUGUCGCCUUUGCUGGCUACCUCGCAUACGAGGCUGUCUUCCUCAAAGACGACCACGCCCAUGGC
Molecule: messenger RNA, 231 nt
Organism: Aureobasidium namibiae CBS 147.97
Lineage: Eukaryota; Fungi; Ascomycota; Dothideomycetes; Dothideales; Saccotheciaceae
Exons: 2
Biological process (GO): mitochondrial respiratory chain complex I assembly; electron transport chain
Cellular component (GO): mitochondrion
Source: RefSeq, a predicted model, not a curated record